Messenger RNA from Penicillium vulpinum, 4062 nucleotides. RefSeq lists its product as uncharacterized. Bases 1 to 4062 code for a protein of 1353 amino acids. NCBI's taxonomy places the organism in Eukaryota, Fungi, Ascomycota, Eurotiomycetes, Eurotiales, Aspergillaceae. The record is from RefSeq and is a predicted model, not a curated record. The transcript has 2 exons.
AUGCAUCUUUAUUGCCGUCAAGUAUCCACCUUGUCCCCCCGGUCUUGGAGGGUGAUCAUAAGUGGCGACGGCCAAGACAAGGUCGUCGAUCUGCACGACCCCUCCAAACCCGAAUCAGAGGAUCUUAUACAGUGGUAUCUUGAGGAUUUUACUGAUUCCCCUUUCGCCAACUACCGAGCCAAUGCAGCAGUUGCAGAACUUCAGAAUUACACGGGAUCGCUAUGGCAGCAGCUUCAGAUUGACGUCGCAGAGUCCUUCACAACCCUUGAUAGCUUUAGCUCUAUUACUUUGAGUAUCAUCUUAUCUAAAGAUCAUAAUGAAAUUGACAAGCUCCACUGGGAACUGCUCGAGAGUUGCAAAUCGAUCCCCUGUCCCAUAAUCAUCCAUAGAGUUCUGCUCAGCGACUCUUCCCCAACGACCCUUCCAAUUCCUCAAAGUGUUCAAGUUCACGAAGGAAUUUUGCGGAUUUUGAUUGUCUCUGCAAGAUCAAAAAAAAAGGCAGAUCUAAAUCCCAGGCUCACAACCCUACCUCUUGUGCAAACUUUAGCGGGAGACCCUCGAGUUGAACUAGAAUUUGUGCAUACCGGGACAUUUGAGGAAUUUGAGAGUAUUCUCAAUCAGAGACCGCCUUCUAAAAUGGUGCAUCUGGUUCAUUUUGACCUUCAUGGAAGUAUUGAUCGCGAUAAGGGACCAGUGUUGGAGUUCUCAGACUCGAAUACGAAGCAUCGAACAGGCCACACCGCGUCCUCUGUUGCAGAAGUUUUGCGAAGAAACGGCGUUCAAUGGGUCGUCCUAUGUGCCUGCCGUACUGCAAAAGUCACUUCAUCCUUCAGUCACCUUGCGCUCGAGUUUUUGAAUCAUGGAGUCACUGGUGUCUUCGCUAUGAGAUACGAGUUGAAAGCUACAGCGGCAAAAAUUCUCACAUACUCUUUCUACUUGGCACUAUGUCAUAAUGGAAAAUCAUUUAUCGAGGCCGGGCACUCUUCUCGCCGCGCCAUGCACAAUGAUCCUUCUCGUCCGGCUCGCUUUGGGGAAAAUGUCAAGAUACAGGACUCGAUGGUUCCUAUUGUCUAUUCAAUAAAUGGAGCGGACUUUCGCCUGGCAAAUGUUCAACCAGCAGAUGAAAAUUCCAAUGUGCUGUUGCCCGAGCUAAUCGGCAGGGAAGAUGAUAUUUCCCAGUUGAGCACGUUGCUGCAGGAGAGCUCAUUUGUUCUCCUGUCAGCUGACAUUGGCAACAGUAAAUCCAUACUGAUGAGGCACCUGGCUUGGUGGUGGAAAGAGACAAAGCUGUUCAAGCGCACUGCCUACGUGAAUGUGUCGCUUGCAGAAGCUAACUAUGAUACAAACAGCUCUGUGGGACUUCUUGCCGUCGCAAAAGGCAUAUGGCGAUCAGUGUUUGGGCAAGAUGCUGCGUUACCUAUACAAUCAGAUCCAAAAACAUAUCUCUUCCAAGCGAUGGAAGCAGCAAAGGGUCAAGACCUUCUCGUUUUCCUGGAUGGAAUUGAUGAGAUCUAUCAUCCUUCAUCUCAAAGUGAUGAUACCUCCGAAAAAUGGGCGGGAUUAUUCCGUAUUGCUAGGCUUUUAUCAAUUACCGGCUUCAAAUUGCUAGUGGCAACAUGUAUGCCCUUACUAAUUUCCCCUGAUGGGGCCAACGAGACUUCGCUCCAGCUUGGUGUCUCCAUGUCUACCGAAGAAGUCUUUCAACUCACUUCUUCCAAUGCCGAAAUUAUAUUCCCACAGCUAGAUAAAGCAGAGAAACCACAGUCACCAGACACACAUCUUCAUUGCACACUUGAAGUUUUGAAAUACAACCGCACCGUCGUGAAAAGCUUGUCUACUUCGUUGGGGGGAAGAUUUCACGGGCUAGAAACUGUGCUCUCGUGGGAUAUUGUGUUCGACGAAAAUAUCACCAAGACAUCAUACCUCGAUAUGUUUACCAAGAAGUCGACCGCACCCUUGUCUCUCAACCUAGGUGACAGCCAAGGUCUCGACCGUACCCACCACCUCAUGAUCGCAAUUUUGAAGCAUCUGGCUCAAUCUAAUCGGUACCCCGACAUGUGUGUUUUAUUUUCAAUUGGCUUGUGGAUUGAUGUCAUGCCACAUCCAGAGGAGAUCCUUGACAUCUUUGAAAAUGACGAUAUAUCAGCAAAGAUCCCACUUCUUCGAUAUGUUGUGGAUAAUAUUCCGAUGACCGAAGGGCGCAAUUCCUUCGUACCAUUCGAACUUUGGUCUAUUAUGAAGGAGAUUCCUGUGCCUAGGGUUAAAUCGUCAUUCUCAUCAAAGGUAGAAAUUGUAGAAUCUUUGACAUGUGUUGUGCGGCUGCUUGUGGCAGCCAAACUAAUCACAGGCCGAACAAAACCGCUAGUCGACGGAAAACAGGGAUAUCAGCUUCAUCCUGCUCUGACUAUCUGGCUUCGUCGUAUCUUGCGAGUGCUGCCCUACGAUGUCAUUCUUAUCAACUUUGUUACUUGCAUGGAAAAUCGAGCUUCCCGAAUGGGUGAUGCCAACCCUAGUGUCGACGAUUUCAGGUCCGGGGACGCGAAACUAUUACGAGCCGUUGAGUCGCCGUCCUUUGAUUUUGUCGAAAUGGAAAAAUGGAAUUUGAUCUCAGCGGUUGUUGUAUUAAGCCAAAAGGUCGAUAUCUUUUCAAGCAUGGGAAUCGAGCUUCCGUCGGACACUCGCAGAUUUGCAUGGACGUCAUUCUUCGCUCUUUCCCCGAUCACUGCCUCCAGAGAGGACUUUUGUACCUGGUUUCUGAUACACGUUGCUCUUAAAUCUAUCAAAAGAUUAGCAGCACUCAUGCCUGAAUCUCACACAGAUCCUCUCCCCAGUUCCCUCAACCAUUUCCUUUUUCUGGGUCUUUUAAAUUGGGUCAUCUGGAUGGCGCAGAAGUAUCGCUUGGAUGACAAACUUGCCAUGCCUCUGAGGGUGCGAAGGCUUCUUUUAGCCCGUGUGCAAGCUAUGAGAGAUUGUGGGAUACAUUGCGAUGAAAUCUACCACCAAGACUUCGUCAUUGCAGAAACACAGGCCUGGCUCAAUGAGAGAUGGAUUACUUUGGGGUCACCUAGUACAGACCAUGGCCAAGCAGCAGCACUUGAACAAAUCCGGGAGAAGGUUAACAUCUCAGUGCAAGGUGUUGAAAGAGGCUGGGAUAUGAGAAUUAAUCUACUGGAUUCUAUCAUGAGUGACCUCUCUCUCCCCGAAGGCGAUUCCCUUCAAGGUCAAAAAAUCAACGAAGACAUUGCCGCACGAGAUUCUGAUCCUCUUCCGGAUCAUGCCGCUAUGACAUCGUUUGCCAUGAAUAAAUUUCGUCGAUCAAUAAUGGCACCAGGCAAAAAUAGAGACAAUCCCACCAUCAAUGCCUGGAUUAUGGACAUCCUCACGUUCAUGGAAACUGAUCUUGACUUCAUGGCAAGUAUGCGACCCUGGUACAUUCACAAACUCAUUCCCAUCUUCACUCACAUCCGCAACGGCAAUAUCCCGCGGGCUAUAAAGGCAGCUCUAAGCGGCCUCAGUGUGGCUGAGCGUGAUGGCGAUACACUACUGGCCUCGAACUUUCGUCAACUCAGCCGCCGAUUAGCCGAUCUGGACACCAUCGAUGAAUAUGAUGCUCAACAGACCAUGCUCGCACGUACUUCUGAGAAGUCUGUGCCAGUUCUUCGAGAUCUCUUGUUGAUUUAUCUGGCCAAUCACGACACGCCUGGUGCAUACGAGCAUGUCAAGAAAGAACGUGUCAAAAUAGAGACCGAUGGAGCCAUUUUUUCGGCAUUACGCAAGAUGAUGGAGGGUAUUUCUGGUGACUCACAGGGAUCCCUAUUGGCUAACUUGCCGGAUAGCGAUGCAUUCAGCCAGACUGGACUUGAGGGGUGGGAUCAACUUCUUACGAUCUUAGAGCCAUACAAAAAUGAGAAGCUGGAGGAUAAAUUGGAAUGGGUCUCCUUGAUGAAGCAAAUUUGGAAUCUUAUGGAUGAACUUUUCAAUCGAAAUACGCCAAACGAUCAAGCUUGGUUGCUUGAUCUCUAUAGAACCCACCCUGAACCGAGAAAGGCAAGAGACUUCUAG